Epinephelus moara (kelp grouper) is the source of this 3173-nucleotide messenger RNA. RefSeq names its product F-box and WD repeat domain containing 10 (gene fbxw10). Gene Ontology annotation, molecular function: protein binding. The transcript is spliced from 12 exons. The record is from RefSeq and is a predicted model, not a curated record. The coding region runs from base 1 to 2760 and encodes 919 amino acids. Lineage: Eukaryota; Metazoa; Chordata; Actinopteri; Perciformes; Serranidae.
AUGAAGUCGGUUACAUUUGGUAUUAGUGCGUCCGCGUGCGAGCUGGACCGUCAAACAGCGGAGGGAUGUGCACACAUGUGCGGGAUGUGUCCGUCCUGCGUGUUCGCCUCCAAACCACCGGGCUCCGCUCCGUGUGUGUGGAGGGUGUCGGAUGGAUUCAGGAGGAGGUUCAUGGUGGAGCUGCUGUUACGGUGCAGAGACGUUAAAGUGCUGGAGAACAUCCAGAGGGUGCUGGGUGUCACCUCAUGGAGUUUAUUCAACUACGCCAGGUCAAGGAGCACGGCUGCACCUCAGGGUCACCGCUGCCGGGGGAUGGACGGGAAACCACACGGCAUGGACCUGAAUCAGAUCUGGGACUGGUUCAACAGCAGCCCGGACUGGACCCAGUUUCAUUAUCUGUGCCGUCUCUUCUCACUCUGUGAUCCGGAGCUGUUGCGCAUGGUGGCUAAUUUAACCAGUGUGCUGCUGGUCAGACAGAAACGAGGCUUUCUGCAGUUUAACGUGAGUGGUCGCAGUACCUGUCAGCGUGAUGAGGACAGUGAUGGAGACUCAGAGGACCCUGCUCUCAUGGUGGUCCCGGGGUCCUCAAAGUCUGUUUCUGGAGUCAGUAGAUACAGAGACUUCAUCAGCUGCCUGCCUGUCGAUCUGUCAAAGAGGAUAUUAGGUCUGUUAGACGAGCACACUUUGAAACGCUGCCAGAGGGUUUGUCUAUACUGGCAACACCUUGCACAAGAAACCGAGGAGGAAAUGAAGUUCAGAAGACAUUUUCAGGAUCAAGUUACGGCUAUGAUGAAGAGGUGUAAAGGUAUUAAUAUGGUCAGUCCGACUUACGCCAACAUCAUUGAAGUCCCCGUGCCUGUCAAGGAUGAUGACAAAGUUGAUAUUCAUCCCAGUGUCCAACAGGUCAGUCCAUUUGAAGCUGCUUAUGCCAAAAUUGAAACCAAGAUGGUGCAAAUGGAAGAGCGAAAUGUUUACUGUGGUGCAUAUUUCACCACGGUGCUGCUGGACAAAGAAGACCAACGUCGAGUGGUGGACUACAGAGGUGGAUCAUUCAUGGCAAUGAGCUCCAAGGACCGGGCGGUGCGUCUGCUUUACAUGGUGUCAGAAACAAAAGUUGUGUCCGUGAUGAAGGGCCAUGUUGGCGGCAUCCGGGCCGUGCUGCACUGUGAGGACAGAGACCUGCUGAUAACUGCCAGCUGCGACUCGAGUAUCAGGUGUUGGGAUGUGAAGACAGGAAGGUGUGUGAUGGUGCUGUAUGGUCACAGCGGCACCAUCAACUGCCUGGACGUCCACAGGGACAGACUUGUCUCAGGAGCCAGAGACCGUUCAGUAAAAGUGUGGAGUCUACACACAGGGAAGCAUUUUGAAGAGUUUAAUUUUAAGCACCCGAGUCCUGUCCAAUGUGUGAGGAUCAACACAAGAACAGUCUACAGCUGCUGUGAUGGAGGCCUUGUUAAAAUAUGGGACAUGGAGAACGCAUCGCUGCUCAGGGUGAUUGACGCCCACAGGAGCUCUGUGAAGUGUCUGUUCUUUGACGAAUGGCACCUUUUAUCCGGGGACUAUAACGGUCAGGUCAUGGCCUGGAGCACCGCCUGCGACACUAAAGAGUGUCUCAUGACCUUCAACCACCCAAAGGAGGUCAGAUCUCUGACUCUCGUGUACCUCCGUGUCAUCACUGGCUGUGUGGAUGGAAAGAUUCGCAUAUUUAAUUUCCUCACCGGAGACUGUCUGAGAGACAUCACGGCAGAGGCAGAAACAGGCCGAAUACUGUCGCUGCACUUUCACGACAACAGUAUAUUAGUGAAUGCGACAUCCGGUGUGAAGCUCUACCACUUUGCCAAAGUGUUCUGGGAUUACAAAGAGUCAACAGAGAGAGGCCAGGCUGAUGUGGCGGCUCAGGAUGGGUUGGUUUCGGUCAGAAAGCUUCCCCUCACCUCUGUCGGGGCCGAUCACACAGCAGUGGUGGCAUCACACAGCCAACAGAUGCACGACUGUAACAAGAAACCAAGGAGAGCUGAGCUGCUUUACGACACCUGCUCCCUGCCCACCUCUGAUAAAUGUCGAGCACAAGCCAGGGAGCGCUGUGAGACUGCUGAACAGUCUGUGAUGCUGAGUGAGAAGGCAACGCGUGAACGGAUACAGAAGAGGGGGCUCCAUCAUCCUCGGACACGCGACUCCAUCCUCCUCAGGGUCAACGCCAUCCAGAAGGCACAGUGCAAGGACGAAGUCAGCAUCAACAUGGAAGUCAACGCCAGGCUAAGAGAUUCCUGGGGCCCUCACACGUCUCAGGAUCCUCUGCACUGCCACCUGAAACAUGAUGUUCAUCCCAGGAGGGCCGAGACAUGUGUUCCAAUUUUAAAGAGAACCGUCAGUCAAAAUACGUCAAACACGGUCCAGCGCAGAGAUGUCUCCACAACUCCCGUCACCACGCCAAGACGCCACGCCUGUUCAUUUCCUAAAACAGCACCGCCUCACAGCGCUGACACACGCAGGGCAAUGAAGAGGAUGAGUGGAUUCAAUACAGGCGCCACAGAGGGCCCGCGGGCUCCUGCGUGCAUGAGAUCGCUACCUAAUCCAGAACGCUCCAUGAAGAGAAGCACCAGCUUGCCCAAGAUCGGCCCCGUGGGUCCAAUCAGAGAGCAGGGAGGACUCAGGCUGCUCACCGUGACCCAGCUGGAAGACAAUCGAGCCAAGAUGGAUCUCAUGCAGAACUGUGAGCAGAAACUGUCCAAGAGGAAUAACAAGCUGGAAACACUGUGAAUAAAGUCACACAUGCAUCAAUAAAUACUAGUUUAUUUUACUUUUUUAUGAUAUGUGUCAGCAGAACUCCACUGCACAGUGGGUGUUUAGGAUCUCUGGUAGUCCAUGGGACAUAUAGUUUUUUAAAUGUGAUGUUUCAUUAACAGUCCACUAGGGGUCAGUAUUGUAUCAUCUGAUUGUGGCUGAGCGGUACAGAGGAGUUUUACUAAGCAGUUUGCUUUAGAUUUUAUAUUACUUUUUCUGUUCAUUUGUAGUUUAAUUAUUUAUCAGAUGUAUUUUUUUCGCCUUUUCUUCACUUUAACGUUUAAAGUUACUAUUUAUAUAUUCAGUUAUAAAGGGAGGAGAUGCACACACAGUUAAGUCUGUUUUUAAUGCAGUACCCUUUACAUAUUUUAUGGAAUAUGCAUCUAUAG